CCAAACCAGGGCCAGGAUAGAGAUGGCAUCUGCAGGUCGUGGGGUCAGCACCACUACGAGACGUUUGAUGGAAUCUAUUUUUACUUCCCCGGGGCCUGUUCUUAUAUUUUGGCCCAGGACUGCCACUCGGCUACCCCACAGUACACAGUAUGGGUUCACAACAGUAGAGCCUGUGAAGGGAGUGUUUAUUCCUGUCCGAGAGCUCUCAGUCUGUUCUUCCCAAAUGAGGAAGAGAUCCACAUCUCUGGAUAUCAGGUCCACCAGGGCGGCCGCAGGCUGAGCUUGCCUCAGACUGUAGGCGGAGUGUUUAUUGAGAGACUGGCCGAUUACCUUCUCGUGAAGAGUGCGUUCGGCUUCUCUCUGGCCUGGGACGGAGGCUCAGGUGUCUACCUGAAGAUGAGCGAGGAUCACCAGGGUGCGCCAUGCGGUCUGUGCGGAAACUUUAACCACGUCGCUGGUGAUGAUCUCACCACUGCUCGCGGCAUUCGGACAGAUGAGCCCGCAGUAUUUGGUAACAGUUGGGCUUUGGACCUCCCCCAUGAGCGAGCUUGCCCCUCAGUAGAUCUAGACUUUAAUGGGCCCUGCCAAUCUGAGUCUGACAUGGAUGAUGCCAUAGAGAAAUGCAGUGCCCUUCUAUUCUUUCCAUUUCUGUCAUGUCAUGAAAACAUUGACCCCAAUCCUUUUGUUGCCAGCUGCGUCUCAGACCUUUGUGUAUCUGACGAUGAGGAAACCUUUUGUCGUGCAUUGGUAGAGUAUACUCGAGCCUGCUCACAUGUUGGAUAUCCUGUUAGAGAGUGGAGAGACAGUUUUCCAUCAUGUUAUGAUGGCUGUGAGGACAGUUUUGUGUACAGAGACUGUAUCAGUUGCUGCCCACCCACUUGUACAUUUGAGAAAGAGUGUCUAGGAACAAAUCUACAUUGUCUGGAUGGAUGCUACUGCCCUGAUGGUCUUAUUUUACAGAAUGGAACGUGCAUUGCUGUUUCCCAGUGUCCGUGUAUAUACCAUGGGUCAGCAUAUGUGCAAGGACAGGUUCUCCAUCAGGGUUGCAGUGUUUGUGUAUGCAUGGGAGGAGUGUGGAACUGCACGGAAAAUAACUGCACAGCCGAGUGUUCAGUUGUAGGCGAUGUGUUUGUCACCACGUUUGACGGCAGGAUGUUUCUCCAACCAGGAACGUGUCAGUAUGUGCUGGCAAAAAGCCGCAGUAGCAGCAGAUUUACAAUUAUGCUGCAGUAUACUACCUGUGCAGAGCAACAGGUUUGUGUUCAGUCAGUGACGGUAGUGUUGGAUGAAGAUGUAAGUCGUCAGAUCACCAUGACAAGAGAGGGGGAGGUGAUAGUUGGUGUCAACCCAGCGCCUGCUCUGCCCUAUGUGGAUGAUGCAGUCGAGGUGCGGCGACUGACCUCUGUGUUUACACAGCUGAAGACAGGGAUUGGUCUGAAGAUGCAUUAUGAUAGUAGUGGCGGGCGGGUCUAUGUACAGCUGGACAGCCAGUGGCAUGGACAGACACUGGGCCUUUGUGGAACCUACAAUGGAAACCUACGAGAUGACUUCCUGUCUCCAGCAGGUAUGAUAGAGGGAACUCCUCAGCUUCAUGCCAAUGCUUGGAAGGUAUCAUCUGCUUGUGUUGCUCCAGUUAAUCUGCCCAUCAUAGACCCAUGUGAGAUGAACCAACACAAUGUGUUCUAUGCAUCGCUGUGUGAGGAGCUCCUGGGGUCUUUGUUUGCUCCAUGUCAUGGCUAUAUCAGUCCAAACUUGUACCAGCAGCAGUGCCGCUACCAGGCCUGCCGCUGCGGGAGCAGCUGUCUGUGCACUUUACUGGCUCACUACACUUACCUCUGCUCCAAACACGGAGUUGACAUAAACUUCAGAUCGCACAUUUCUGAGUGUGGUGUGGUGUGUCUUGGAGGUAUGCUGUACCACUCGUGUGUCUCGUCCUGUGGCCGGUCCUGUCGUGUACUGUCCAGCACUGAAACAUGUGACCAUAAUGAAUGUGCAGAAGGAUGUGGCUGUCCAGACGGCAGUUACUAUGAUGAUGUGCGGCAGCGCUGCGUCCAAAUGUCACAGUGCCACUGUUACUCUAUGGGUGGUGUGUCACAGCCAGGGGAGGUGACCUUCAGUGCAUCUGGCACUUGCCUGUGUAGAAAUGGCAAGAUGGAGUGUGAGCCAGAGGAAAAAGAAGGAGAUAGUGAGGAGAUUGGGGACUGUCCAGAGGGAAAAGUAUACCACAGCUGCACUGAGCAGAGAGGAGGGGUGGCCUGUGCACCGACCUGCCGUAACCUGAUGUUGAACCUCACCUGCCCGCCAAAUACACCGUGCAUACCUGGCUGUGUCUGCCCUCCAGGGCUGGUGCUACACCAGGGUCAGUGUUACUAUCCAGAGAACUGCCCUUGUGCCUGGCUUGGACUUGAAUACCUUCCUGGGCAAACUGUGGAAACACCUUGCUACACAUGUGUGUGCCACCGUGGCUACUUUAACUGCAGCUACUCCCCGUGUCCGGCUGUAUGCACUAUUUACAGCGACAGACACUACCACACUUUUGACGGCCUCGAGUAUGACUAUCACUCUGACUGUCAAGUCUACCUCCUUAAAAGUGCUGGUGAAACCGAGGUGUCCAUUGUUGCCCAAAACAAGGACUGCUAUGAAAGCGGCAUUGUCUGCACUAAAAUACUGGUCAUUCACGUGGGACUUACCAAGAUUUACUUCACUGACAACUCUGGCAAUCCAAGCCCAUCCACUGUUGUGGGUCGAGGGUCAGAGUUUGAACUGUGGAAAGCUGGCUACUACACUGUGGUUCACUUCUCACAUCAGGACCUGACCAUCCUCUGGGACCGCAAGACAACUGUACACAUCAGAGCUGGACCUCGUUGGAAGGGUCUUCUCAGUGGCCUGUGUGGAAAUUUUGACAGUGUGACUGUUAAUGACAUGACCACAUCCAGUCACAUGGAAGUCAAUAACGCGCAAGCUUUUGGAGACAGCUGGGCACUGGGACAACUUAUGAUUGUGAAUAUUAUAAUCAAGCUAGGUGAUGGCCCAUUUUCCUUGGUUAGUGCCUUCUAUAAUGACACCAUGUUUGGAGCAAAUCGCACCAGCAGCUCAGUCUUCCCACUGGUCAGAGAUAGACUUGGGAAGUUGCCUCCACCAGGUCUACUGUUUAAUUUUAUGAUCACGGCAGGCCUACACAAGGACCGAACAUCACGGGUCCCUACGGUGUCCCUGGAGUCUGCAGAGAGACCCAACUAUUUCCUUGUAGUGUCAGGGCGCAGCCGUCUCCAACUAGAGCGGUGGAAUCGAGGGGUGGAGUUCAGUCGUAGAGCAACCUUCAUCCACCACCAGGGGCUGUUUCUGCCAGGUUACACUUCGUUUGAGCUUGUCAGCCAAGCCGGAGUCUUCCUGACUCUUACACGCAAUACAGCACGAGCCCAGAGAUACGACACAUCAGAGAGCUUCAAAGCGAGCAGCAGCUUCACACUGGAGGAGAGCUCUUUUGUAAUACCUUACCGUAUGAUGUGCGAGUGGCGCUACCAGGCCUGUGCAAACCCCUGCGUCCACACAUGCAGUGAUCCAGAUGCCACACGCUGCCAGUUCCUGCCUCCUGUAGAGGGCUGCUUCCCACGUUGUCCUAAGCACAUGGUCCUGGAUGAAAUCACAAGAAGAUGUGUCUACACAGAGGACUGUGUAUUACUUCCACCAACUCCAACACCAUUUGCAUAUGUCACAUGGUCCAACAGAACUGUUACAGCUCCACCAGCAACUACGACCAGCCCUACUACAACUUCCAUGACAACCACAAGCUCUACAACUACAACCACUACCACCACUAGGAAAACAACUACCUCCUCAACCACUGUUGCACCCACAACUACGACACCCACCACUUCCACUCCUCCCAGCACAACUUUAACAACUGAGUUUGUCACAACAAUUCCAUCCACAACUCCUCCAACCACUAUAGUUUUUACUACUUCCACUCCUUCCACCCCUCCAGAAACCACCACUCUGAGCACGACCGAAACGACCACAGUGGCAACUUCACCCUCCACCGCACCUACUACAGUCCCCUCCACGUCUUCUCCAUCUCUUACUACUACUGCUUCCACCAUAAUGUCCUCCACAGAUACAUUCACAACCGUUAUCACACCAUCCCCAGAGAUGUCCCCUUCACCACCUUUGGCAUCUCCUACCAAUGUCAUUACAACUGCUCCCACCUCCACGGUACCAGAACCCACCACCAAAUCCCCCACUACGCCUCUACCAGAAACGGCAGCAACGACCACCGCAGCCCCACCUUCUACAACCAUCGAGUCCACAACUGAGCCUUUUACAAGCCCUGAUACUUCUCGUACAACAGAGGCACCAACAACUGCUGUUCCAUUCGUUUUGCCCACAAGUCCAUGCACGCCCCCGUUCUCCUAUCGUAUUGAUGAGUGUGCUGAGCUGAUCUGUUUCAAUGGAGAGCUGCUUCUUCACAACUCCUCCCUCCAUUGCCGUUACAACACGAUUCCACCCCAGUGCAGUCUGUUGGGCCUGCCAAUCCUCAUCAACACAGACCCCUGUUGUCCACAGUGGCAGUGCCCAUGUCGCUGCACUGUGAUGUCAGACCUGCGUGUCAUCACGUUUGAUGGUAACAAUGUGGCCUUAUAUGACAAUGGCUCUUACAUCUUGGUUAACCUUCCCAGAGAGACUAUUAUUGGUACUGUGGAGAAAUGUCCAACCAGUCAGAGUGUGAACUCCAUCAGACGAAUUAGUCCUACAGGAGGAACAUCAGGUCUCUGUUUUAAGAAGCUAAACAUUACAACCUCAUCCUACAGAAUAAUUAUAAACCGACUUGAUCGAAAGGUGACGGUAAACUACAGACCUGCAAAGCUCCCAUUUUCACGUCACUCCUUUUAUGUGGAAGACACAGGCAGCAUGUAUCUGAUCCACACACCUGGCAGAAUGAGCAUCCAGUGGUAUCAUAGCACUGGGAUUAUUGUGCUGCAGUACAUUGCUCCUAGUAAUGCAUCUGUGCCCACGCGGGGCCUGUGUGGUUGCUGUGAUGGGAACCCAGAAGAUGACCUAAAGCUUCCCAAUGGCACAGUGGUGAGAGAAGUGGGAGAUAUGAUGCUCUUUCUGCAGGCAUGGAGAGUCCAAACCACAGAUGAGGCUGAACACACACGAAGGGUUGGAGACAACUGCACCACGGGGGACUGCUCCACCUGUCUCUCUAUGCUUCGCCAAAGGGCCUUCACACCAUGUCACGGCAAGGUCCCUCCAGAGCAGUUCUGCGACAUCAUGUGGGCGGGAGACUUGCAUUAUAAGGAUCACCAGUGUGACUUUCUGGCUGCCUAUGUGGCGGUCUGCUACACACAUCAAGUCUGCAUCAACUGGAGACGGCACAAUUUCUGCCCAUUGCGAUGUCCCCCUGGCAAAGAGUAUCUGCCUUGUGUGAGCACCUGUGCCAGCCGCACAUGUUUGAAUAAAGACUACUAUGAGGAAACUACCUGCUCUUUCAUCAGAGAGGAGUGUGUGUGCCGCAGUGGAACCAUCCUGCACCGUGCUGACUCACCUUACUGUGUAACUGAGGACCGUUGUGUGUGUACAGACAAUGAAGGUAACCCCCGAGGCCCGGGCGAGGUGUGGAAUGGCUCUGCUCGUGGUUGCUGUCUCUACAAGUGUAUGGAGAAUGGAUCGGUGGUGGCCGUCGAACCAGACUGCAGCGCCGUCCCCACACCACUGUGUGAGAGGGAGGGGGAGUACGUGCUGGAUGUGGUGGAAGAAGGCGCCUGUUGCCCAAAGAAGAUCUGUGAGUGCAACAUGACCAUCUGUGACAGUGAAGCUCCGCCUUGUGAUAAUGGUAACAGGCUAGUGAUUGGUUACAGUGCUCUGUCCUGCUGUCCAGAAUACAGAUGUGAAUGUGACUCCAUGGCGUGCCCUCCUGUCUCUGCCCCCAACUGCAGAGAGGAUCAAUUCCUCGUCGAAGUCAGGGGUCAGAAAUCCUGCUGCUACUCUUAUCUGUGCGUUUGUGAGUCAUGUAUUGAACCAAUUCCUACCUGCUCACAUGGAGAAAUUCUGGCUGUAGAUCUGAACACCACCAGCAGCUGCUGUCCACAGUACCAUUGUGUGUGUGACAUUAACCUUUGCUCAGAAUCAUCUGUGAGCUGUGCACCUGGUCUCUCCCUGAUUCAAACUGCUGUUCCCGGGCAUUGUUGCCCUCAGCACCACUGUGAGUGCCAAUGUGAGGACAGCACUCGCCCCAUAUGUCAGGUGGGGGAAGCGCUGGUUGAAGUUCCAGACAGCAGCACCAACUGUGCCUGCCCUCAGUAUAUUUGUCAAAAAGCUGAGGUGUGUCUUUUCCAAGGAAUGACUGUGCUAGGACCAGGCCAGUCUCUUAUUCAGUACUUUGAGGGAGAACUGUGCUACACAGUCCAAUGCCUGCAUCACAAAGAUCCUCGCUCUGGCUUUUAUGCUAUGGAGAUCUCCUCUGUCAACUGCUCACAAAAAUGUGGAUCACACCAGGUGUAUGUACCAUCCACGGACCCCCAGGUGUGCUGUGGCUCCUGUAAAAACAUCUCCUGUACUUUCACCAACGAAAAUGGGAGUGCAGAGCUUUUCACUGCAGGGAGCUCCUGGGUAGAGAACUGUACCCGUUUUGACUGUAUGGAGACGGCAGUGGGAGCAGUCAUACUUGCCUCUGGGGUGGUUUGCCCUCCUUUCAAUGACACAGAAUGUGUUCAGAGUGGGGGUGUGGUCCAGAGCUAUGUCGAUGGUUGCUGCAGAAUAUGUAAAGAGGAUGGCAAGACAUGUAAACGUGUGGCCAUUCGAACUACCAUCAGAAAGGAUGACUGCAGGAGCAAUGCGCCGGUUACAGUUUACUCUUGUGAUGGGAAAUGUCCUUCUGCCACCAUUUUUAACUUUAACAUCAACAGUCACGCCAGGUUUUGUAAGUGCUGCCGUGAGAAUGGACUGCAAACCCGUACUGUCACACUCUACUGCUCUCGAAAUGCCACAGUCGUGGACUACAGCUUCCAGGAGCCCCUUGACUGUUCUUGCCAGUGGAACUAAAACAAGUACAGAUAACACUAAGAGCCUCACAAAUUAAGAGAAUGUAAGAGAGGUUGGGAAGGGGUUUUUUGAAUUUAUACUACUAACAGGCAAGCUUGAAACGCAGCCAUGUUUAAUUUAGUCAUUGACCAGAAUUCAUAGUUGUAACUGUAAGAUUUUUAAAGUGUAAGAUUGUCUCGGUGUAGUUUUGUUUGCAUUUUAGUUCUGUUUCUUAACCAGCAGUGUUUUCAAAUUAUUUAUCCCAUUGUACAUUAACAGUUAGAUAUAGGGUGGAUUUUGUGUUCAAAUGCUGUUUGUGCAUUGUAGUUUUUUUUAUUGCAUAGAUUCCCUCUUGUGUUUUGGUUUAAUAGAAAAACGAUGCUUUUUUAAGUAAGC
Molecule: messenger RNA, 7416 nt
Organism: Menidia menidia (Atlantic silverside)
Lineage: Eukaryota; Metazoa; Chordata; Actinopteri; Atheriniformes; Atherinopsidae
Source: the annotation of a GenBank genome assembly